ACAGAUUACACCUUAGAUGUACACAUGCGCCCUGCAGAGGUGUUUGAUUCAUGUCCAUUGUGCAAUCCUGCAGUGCAGUGUUCGAAACUUCAAUUUUAGGUCAGGUGGAUUGCUGUCGAUUCAAUCUGCAGGGCGCCCCCACUUCCUCUUUGGGUUCAAAUUAGCAAUUGCCAGCCGUUUCAGGUUGGCUCUCAGCAAGGGCACAGGAAUACUGAGCUUGAAGUGCCUGAGUAAACACUUCGAAAUGUCUAUAAAAGCCAGCGAGAGUGGAGAGUUUUUCUCUCCGACCACAUCGUCUCACGUUCGGAACUCAUCUGCUCAGCUUCAAUCAACUUUACGCUCCUCUAUUCAGGCCUUGUAUCAAGCAUCUCAAAAUGCAAUUCAAACAUCUUGCCCUCGCUGUUGCCCUGUCUGCCAGUCUCAGUCUAGCUGCUCCUGUCCAAGGCGUCUCGGCCGUUGAGAAGCGGGACGCUGCCACUGUCAAGGAAGACGUCUCCUCUGUUGUCAAUGAUGCCUACGGCAGAUACAACGAGAAGCGCGCUGAGGACAUCUCUUCCGUUGUGAACGAUGCUUAUGGCAAAUACAAUGAGAAACGGGGUGAAGAUGUCUCUUCCGUUGUCAAUGACGCCUAUGGUAAAUACAAUGACAAGCGCGCUGAGGAUGUCUCUUCUGUUGUCAACGAUGCUUAUGGCAAGUACAAUGAGAAACGGGGCGAGGACGUCUCUUCUGUCGUGAAUGAUGCCUAUGGCAAGUACAAUGAGAAGCGGGGUGAAGAGGUCUCUUCUGUUGUGAAUGAUGCUUAUGGCAGAUACAAUGAGAAGCGUGCUGAGGACGUCUCUUCUGUUGUCAAUGAUGCAUAUGGCAGAUAUAACGAGAGGCGGGGUGAAGAUGUCUCGUAUGUGGUCAACGAUGCUUAUGGCAGAUACAAUGAAAAACGGGGCGAGGAUGUUUUUUCCGUGGUCAAUGACGCCUACGGUAGAUACAAUGAGAAGCGCGCUGAGGACGUCUCGUCCGUGGUCAACGAUGCCUACGGCAGAUACAAGGAAGGGCAGUAAAUUUACUACCAACAAGGCAUGUUAAAUGGAUUCCACGUGGUUCUGGGCAUACUUGUAUCCUCCUCUAUAAGUCUGGAGGCCGGAGCUGGCAGGCAUGGAAAUAUCUCUGGCCCACGGGCUUUAUAACCUGAAUACACCUGGAUUCUUAUAGUUGGGAGAGGCUGGGUUGGAUGAGCAUUGGAAGGAGCUCCAAUAUCAUGUAUCUAGUCCGGAAUAAAUUUUACAUGGUAGCAGGC
Molecule: messenger RNA, 1291 nt
Organism: Xylona heveae TC161
Lineage: Eukaryota; Fungi; Ascomycota; Xylonomycetes; Xylonales; Xylonaceae
Exons: 2
Coding region: 375-1055 (226 amino acids)
Source: RefSeq, a predicted model, not a curated record